Lottia gigantea (owl limpet) is the source of this 543-nucleotide messenger RNA. RefSeq lists its product as hypothetical. The transcript has 2 exons. Gene Ontology annotation, molecular function: ligand-gated monoatomic ion channel activity. The annotation marks the transcript as partial. The record is from RefSeq and is a predicted model, not a curated record. Gene Ontology annotation, cellular component: membrane. Lineage: Eukaryota; Metazoa; Mollusca; Gastropoda; Lottiidae.
GCUGAUAUGGCCGUAGCACCUUUAUCUUCUACAGCAGAGCGUAGGAAAGCCAUCAAAUUCUCCUAUCCAUAUUAUCUAGAAUAUACUACUGUGAUACUUCAACCACCGGAUCCUAACGAUACCAAAUGGAAAACGUUUCUAAAGCCUUUUACCUACCAUGUACUUAUAUGUGUUGCCGUGUCGUUGUUUUUAGGGACUUGCAUACUAUAUUUCAUAGAAAAUUCAAAUCCGUUCUACGAGUGUAAUACAGGCAACGACAUACAAAGUUUUUCAGAUGUAUUUUGGUAUCUGUAUGGUGCUCUUUUAACUCAAGGAGGUGAAAGUUUACCAACAUCUUUAGCUGGUAGAAAGUUUAUAGGUUUCUGGUGGUUAUUUUGUAUUAUGUUAGUCGCUACCUAUAGUGGUAAUCUGGUAGCAUUUUUAACUAUAAGCAGAGUAGAGGUUCCGUUCGAUACACUAGCUGGGAUGUCUCAACAAUCAGAUUAUAAAUGGGGGACAUUAGGUGGUUCAGCUUUUACUACAUUAUUCUUGGUAAGUUUUCAA